Cajanus cajan (pigeon pea) is the source of this 1005-nucleotide messenger RNA. RefSeq names its product inhibitor-3 (gene INH3). Gene Ontology annotation, molecular function: protein serine/threonine phosphatase inhibitor activity; protein phosphatase 1 binding. Gene Ontology annotation, cellular component: nucleus. NCBI's taxonomy places the organism in Eukaryota, Viridiplantae, Streptophyta, Magnoliopsida, Fabales, Fabaceae. The record is from RefSeq and is a predicted model, not a curated record.
CCGUACACACUUACGCCCAUUCCCGUAAUAUGCGAUUCUAUUGUUUUCUCAUUUGUAUUUAUUUUUCCAUACUUUUAAUUUGAUACGAUAUUUUCUAAGUUGGAGUGAUAUGCAAUUAAGAAUUAACGAAAUGAACAGAACCUCAUCAAAUGUAUUGUAACUACUAACUAAUCUCACUUUGCCUCAUAUUGUUCUUCCCAUUCUCUCCCAAAUUAAAACCCUAAUCGCAACUCAACCAGGGACAAAUCAAAGUCGUUGAUUCUGUUACAAAACGUAGCUCCGAGGACAGAACAAUAAACCAGGCUACGGAUCUCUGAUUCUGAUUUGAUUCCUUCUAACAAGUUGAAAUCGGAUUGAAGGGAAGUAAAACAGGAACAGAGCAACCUGAAGAAUUACACAAUCAAGAUCCAAUAAACCGGCUAUAUUUGUCUCUCCAAUAUCUUGAAUUGUAGAACAGCCAUGGACAGACGCACAAACGCUACCAGGCCAACAGCGUUGUCUUCUCCUUCUAUCACUGGUACCACCACAAUAACUAUAGAGAACACUGAGCCAUCAUCCUCUUCAUCUCAGCAAGAACAACAGCAACCGGAAGUCCUUUUCCUCCCCCUCAAUCGCAAGAAGAAGAAGGUCAGUUGGAAAGAGGGCACUGUAGACAAUGAGUUUAUGCAGAAGAAGAGUUCCAAAAAGUGUUGUAUUUUCCAUAAACAGAAGCCCUUUGAUGAAGAUGAUAGCGAUGAAGAUGAACACCCUCACGAUUGCUGUAAUAAUCAUAAUGAAGCUGGUCCAAGCAGUUAGGAAUCUGAUCAGAGCGGUGGUGAUUGAUGAACCUACGAAGGCAUAUAUUUUGUAGAGUAAAUGAUUCUAGAAUUCAUUGAACUUAAGUUUGUAAGACAAAUUAAUUAUUUUAUUUUGGUUGCAAGUACAAAAUCACGACACUGGAACUGGAGGAAUGUUCGGUUUAAAUUUGAAUUCCAAUAAUUUGCGGUGCUAGUUUACUAUGGAAAA